AUGUAUUUCUUCGGACCCAUCGAAGUUGCUGAAAGAAGACAUGAAAAACGUUGGUGUUUAUUAUUCACUUGCAUGUCUGUCAGAGCUAUUCACAUUGAAGUCGCUCAUUCGCUAACAACAGACAGUUGUAUAAUGGCCAUACAAAGAUUCACCAGCCGCAGACCUUGUCCACGAGAAAUCUUCUCUGAUUGUGGUACAAACUUUAUAGGUACUAAUAGAGAGUUACAGCAACAAGUGAAACAUUUGGAUCAUCAAAAAAUUCAGAAGACCCUUAUUCAUAUGGAAGAAGGUAUCAAGAGUGGAAUUUCAAUCCAGCACGAACACCACACAUGGGAGGUUGCUGGGAGAGGUUGA
Molecule: messenger RNA, 354 nt
Organism: Coccinella septempunctata (seven-spotted ladybird)
Lineage: Eukaryota; Metazoa; Arthropoda; Insecta; Coleoptera; Coccinellidae
Exons: 2
Coding region: 1-354 (117 amino acids)
Molecular function (GO): nucleic acid binding
Source: RefSeq, a predicted model, not a curated record